Drosophila takahashii is the source of this 560-nucleotide messenger RNA. RefSeq names its product TBP-associated factor 10b (gene Taf10b). The record is from RefSeq and is a predicted model, not a curated record. NCBI's taxonomy places the organism in Eukaryota, Metazoa, Arthropoda, Insecta, Diptera, Drosophilidae. Gene Ontology annotation, biological process: transcription initiation at RNA polymerase II promoter. Gene Ontology annotation, cellular component: SAGA complex; nucleus; transcription factor TFIID complex. Gene Ontology annotation, molecular function: RNA polymerase II general transcription initiation factor activity; promoter-specific chromatin binding.
ACCGUUAACGAUAACUUUUUCUGUGGCUUGCAAAUUAUUUUCUUUUCUGUUUACAAUGGUGGGCUCCAAUUUCGGAAUUAUUUACCACAACUCCGCUGGCGGCGGCAGCCAGGGAAACCAUGGACAAUCCUCCGGAGGCGUCGGUGGAGGAGAUCGGGACAGGAACACACCGGCUUCGCAUCUCAGCGACUUUAUGUCGCAGCUGGAGGACUACACCCCGUUGAUUCCGGAUGCGGUGACCUCGCACUAUCUGAAUAUGGGCGGCUUCCAGUCGGACGACAAGCGCAUUGUCCGCCUAAUCAGCCUGGCCGCCCAGAAGUACAUGUCCGACAUCAUCGACGAUGCCCUGCAGCACUCCAAGGCAAGGACCCAUCUGCAGACGACCAAUACGCCGGGAGGAUCAAAGGCCAAGGAUCGCAAGUUCACCCUGACCAUGGAGGAUCUGCAGCCCGCUCUGGCCGACUACGGCAUUAAUGUUAGGAAAAUGGACUAUAGUCAGUAGUUAAAGGCUUACUUAUGCCAUAAAUUAGUACUAGAACUUUUUUCUCAAAUAAAUAGAG